Messenger RNA from Venustampulla echinocandica, 1761 nucleotides. RefSeq lists its product as uncharacterized. Gene Ontology annotation, cellular component: nucleus. The transcript has 4 exons. Bases 1 to 1761 code for a protein of 586 amino acids. Gene Ontology annotation, molecular function: zinc ion binding; DNA binding; DNA-binding transcription factor activity, RNA polymerase II-specific. The record is from RefSeq and is a predicted model, not a curated record. NCBI's taxonomy places the organism in Eukaryota, Fungi, Ascomycota, Leotiomycetes, Helotiales, Pleuroascaceae. Gene Ontology annotation, biological process: regulation of DNA-templated transcription; DNA-templated transcription.
AUGGAUCAAUUCCCCGGGUGUAAUGUUACAGAUACGUCCCCAGUCUCCGGCGAGAGCACCUUGGCGGACUCCCAGUCCCAGUCCCAGUCCCCCGCCCCAGCGGUUAAGCCCGAGGAUAGUACAACGAUCGGGGAGCCGCCUAAGAAGAGGCAGAGACGUAAUAAGCCCACCUUGUCUUGUGAAGAGUGUGUGGAACGGAAAACUAAGUGCGAUAGAGGCCGGCCUCAUUGUCUUGCAUGUAUAAAACGACAAACCGAGUGCAAAUAUGCCCGCGUGGCAAAUAUCUUAGAGGAGACCAAUCGGUCCGUCAGCAAUGCUCGACGCAUGACAAAACCGCCAAAGAAGAAACAGUCCAUGUCAAAUGGCGUAGAAGGGCCAAAGCAAAUCACCAAUCCAAGUGAGAGGAGUGCCUCCCGAGGCUCAGUUUCCUCGUCUACCGGCCUCCUUUCCAACGUCCCCUAUUCCCAUCCCACGGCUUCCAACGUCUUUGGAAUCGGCUCUGAACACCCAUUCGCAAAUUACUGGACCUGCCAGGGCGGCCUCCCUGAAGUGAUAUCCGUACUCCCAGAAAAGGUACAGGCAGAUAUCCUCCUGGAGAGGUAUUUCGAGUGCGUCGACCCAGUAUACCCCAUGAUCCACCGCCAGAACUUCUACUCAGACUAUGAACAAUUCUGGAGCCUUGCCCAACCCGAAAGGGACCGCGCAGAUGCCACCCUUAUCGCCAUAAUAUUCUCGAUGCUAGCAAUGGGCACUCAAUUCGUAACAACAACAUCACCCCGAGAGCGGCAACAAACCGCCGAAUUCUACGUCUCCGCAGCCCACCAGUCCCUCCGCAUGAGUUCCUACCUAAACAAAACCUCCGUCCGCUCUAUCCAGGCUAUGGUUCUCAUAACCUACUUCCUCAUAAACGACAACCAUGCUUCCGACGGAUGGGCCUUCGCAGGCAUCUUAAUCCGGCAAGCCUACGCCAUGGGCCUCCACCGAGACCCAGACAUCGUCGUCCCGAACGCCAGUACCUUCGACAAACAACAACGCCGCAAGCUCUGGCAAGCCGUCCUCCUCCAAGAUACGUUCCUAACCGUGCUGCUCUCCCUCCCACCAAGCGCCACACAUACAGACGUCAACGUCGACGACCUAGUCGAUGACUGCACCAACUUUUCGCACACCAGCCCCACCGACACAGCAUACAUCCGCGGGUGCUGGCUACUCGCAAACCUAGUCCAAGAAACCAUCUGCUCGCCCCGCUCCCUCGACCUCCCCAUCUCCUCCACGCCUCGACAAAAAGCAAAGCUCCUCUCUGAUUUCCGCACCGUAUACCGAUCCUUUCCAGACGUCUUCCGAUCCUGGGACGCAGAAUCCCUCACCCUUCUCGCCCAAACUAAUAAACGCAUAGUCCGACAAACACUCUUCCUCACCUCGAACUACUUCCACAACGUCAUGCUCCUCCACUCCUCCAGCAGCCCCGAAGUGCCUGUGAAUGUGCGGGGCGCACUAGAUGCCGCGCAUGAUGCGAUUAAUGCAUUUUUCCUACUGUAUAAACUAUUCGAGAGCGAGGCGAAGGUGUGGUGGGUAUUUAACCACAGGGGGUUCCUGGAAGCGCUUUGUAUUGGCGGGAUAUUGAAGCAGCAAGCCGCCGAUGAGGAUGGGGAGACGCUGGUGAAGAAGGAUCCGGUGUUUGUUAGGGCAAAGGCUGAUAUUGGUUCGUACCCCUCGCCCCUUUUCUUUCCCUGUCCCCUAUUUUGUAACUCCCCCACCCCCUAA